UGCAGUGAAAAGAAAAGAAAGCAUCACAUCACAUUUUCUUCUUUGCGUUUAAAAUUAAACUGGUGGCCUUUCUAGUUCAAGCUUCUAUGAUAAAUAUUAUAUGUAGUUUUCAUUCCGUAAUGUUUUUCAAUUUUUAAAUGUUACCACAUACUUUUAAUAGGUUAAUUUUUUGCAAGUGUUUGUACAAACUUACACAGUAAUACAGGAAUCUGUGAUAAUAAUGUAAAGUGUUUUACCAUACUGUUAUAAUUUAUCAAACAAAAUCUUCGAAAAAGUCUGAAGAUGGCUGAAUCACAAGUUGCGAAUAUGGUGAAUGAAAUAUUGAGAGUGGAGGCAGUUGAAGAGGCGUUCAGCUGUUUUUUGGUUAAUAAACCAGAACAAGAAAAUGAACGUUUAUCAGUAUAUCAGAAAAAGCUCUGUGCCAUCAUGACUACAUUGAGUGCUGACUUGCAGGAGUCUGCUAUUCGUCAGUACCUCGUACUUACAGCGGUUUUAACUAACAGAUACAAAAUGAAACAACUGCUAAACCUUCUAGAGAAUUUGGUUAACAUGAACAUACUUCAAGCUCGUAUGCUUUGCGACUGCAUUUUAACAAGUGACAAACUUGUUUAUCAAAAUGCUGAUUACUGGAUUGAAUGUUUCAAUUUGGUUAGAAGAAUUAUUGGCGGGGUUGACUACAAAGGUGUGAGAGAAAUUAUGAAGGGUUGUAGAGAGAAAGCACAUACUCUCCCUGUAAGACUUAAUUCUAGCACUAUGCCUCAACUUAAAGCUUUGUAUAAUGUUAUUGAAUAUAUAUUUGAUAGGAAUGCAUCUCUACUGCCUGCAUAUUUUAUUGUCACAGAGAUUCAAAAAGAUUACCCUGAUAAUAAUCAUUGGCCGCAUUGGCAAUUGGCCAAACUGUUGACUAGCUUUGUUGAAAGCUUUAAACCAUGUGCUCAAAUGGUGUCCAUUAUAGGUCAUUCUCACAUGCUGCCUGUUGUUGAAUUCUCUGGCUAUGCUGAUCAUCUUGUAAACCCUUGGAGGUUAGAUCCUACCACCUUAAAAUUCUCACUAAAAGGAAACUUGCCUUAUGAUGAUGAGCUGUUGAAACCACAAAUAGCACUGCUAAGACAUGUGUUACAGCAACCAUAUUCGAGGGAUAUGAUGUGUUCAAUGUUAGGGCUCCAAAAGCAGCACAAGCAACGUUGUAUAGCCCUAGAAGAUCAGUUAGUAGAACUGAUGAUAUUACCAAUGGAGAAGAGUGAGCAAGAAAAUGAAGAUGAUGAAAUGUCAUCUACCCACUGGUGCUGGUUGCAUUUGUCUUCUCAAGUGAUUUAUUUGAUCCUGAUAGGAUUUGCAUCAUUCCCAAAUAUUGUCAUGGGCUUGCAUAAUAAGCUGAUUGGUCACGACAUGAAGAAAGGGCGUGAUCACCUUAUGUGGGUUUUGCUGCAGUUCAUAUCAGGAAGUAUUCAACGUAAUCCUUUAUCCAAUUUUUUGCCAAUCAUAAAAUUAUAUGAGCUCUUAUAUCCUGAAAAAGAUCCUUUGCCAGUACCAGAUUGCACUAAGGCACAUUGUACACAUCAAAUGGCUGUUGUCUGCAUUUGGAUGCAUUUAUUGAAAAAGGCAGAAACUGAACAUAAAACCAUGACAAUGCCACAGAAUUUAAAAGUGCAGUAUGAAUACCUGCAACAUCUUAUGACUUCAAACAAUACACCAACACUAACUGGAUCUGACUACCGCAUUGCGUUAUUGUGCAAUGCUUAUUCUACAAACCAGGAGUAUUAUACUAGACCAAUGGGUAUUAUUAUUGAGACUCUUUUUGGCAGCCAGAAAGCAUUGUCAAAUGGCAAUCCUGCCACUCCAUUGCCAACAAUGCCUUUAUCAAUGUGUAUUCUGGACAGUUUAACAUUGCAUUGCAAAAUGUCAUUGAUUCAUUCAAUUGUAACGCAUGUCGCGAAACUGGCCCAAAAUAAGACAAAUAUGCCAGGGAGCAGUAUGAUGGCUCCAGCUUUAGUGGAAACCUACAGCCGAUUACUUGUGUAUACUGAAAUUGAAUCUUUAGGCAUAAAAGGGUUUAUAAAUCAGCUGUUGCCUAAUGUAUUUAAGUCCCACGCGUGGGGUAUAUUGCACAACCUACUUGACAUGUUUUCAUAUCGAAUUCAUCAUAUCCAGCCGCACUACCGUGUGACUUUACUCUCCAACAUACAUUCUUUGGCUGCUUACCCGCAAGCAAAUCAGACACAACUGCAAUUAUGCUUUGAAAGCACAGCACUUCGUCUGAUAACUAGCCUGGGUAGCUCGGGGGUGCAACUGCAAAUGUCCCGGGUGGUUUCUGAACCCAAGUCUCUAGUAUCGUCUGAGAGCGAAGAGCUGAAUCGAGUGUUGGUCCUAACACUGGCACGUGGAAUUUACAUGACUGGAGCGGGCAGCGACGGGGCGGCCGUGAAGGAGCUGCUGACCACCAUAAUGACGAACACGCCGCACAUGUGGUCGCAGCACACGCUGCAGUGCUUCCCGGCCGUGCUUGUUGAGUUCUUUUCACAGAACCCAGCUCCCAAAGAGAACAAGCAAGUGCUCAAGAAGUCAGUGGACGAGGAGUACCGCAAGUGGACGUCGAUGGCCAACGACAACGACAUCAUCUCGCACUUCUCGGUGCCGGGCACGCCGCUCUUCCUCUGUCUGCUCUGGAAGAUGAUCUUCGAGACCAACAGAAUCAACCCUAUCGCCUUCAAGAUACUCGAGCGUAUUGGCGCGCGCGCACUUUCUGCACACCUUCGCAAGUUCUGCGACUACCUCGUGUUCGAGGUCACCAACCCGGCCGGCGGGCCGCACAUCAACAAGUGCGUGGACGCCAUCAACGACAUCAUCUGGAAGUACAACAUCGUCACCAUCGACCGGCUGGUGCUGUGCUUGGUCCUUCGCCCUAAUCCUGACGGCAACGAAAGCCAAGUGUGUCUCUAUAUCAUCCAGCUGUUGCUGCUCAAAGGAUCCGAACUGAGAAAUAGAGCCCAAGACUUCGUCAAAGAAAACUCACCUGAACACUGGAAGCAGAAUAACUGGUACGACAAACAUCUUGCAUUCCAUAGAAAGUAUCCAGAAAAGUUUGCACCAGAGGAAGCAAACAGCACCUAUGGUGGACCCAUACCUGUCUACCUAAGCAAUGUGUGCCUAAGGUUCAUCCCAGUGCUAGAUAUCGUAGUGCACCGACACCUGGAAAUCCCACAGGUCAGCAAAAACCUAGAACAACUGCUGGAACACCUUGGCUAUCUAUACAAGUUCCAUGACAGACCAGUCACGUUCCUAUACAACACCUUGCAUUACUACGAGACUAAACUUCGGGACAAGCCGAUGUUGAAGAGGAAGCUUGUCACGGCAGUGCUGGGCUCCUUGAAGGAGGUCCGGCCGGCCGGCUGGGCCACCACCGAGGCCUUCCAGACGUACCUGGGCAAGACUGACGUGGAGGCCACGGCCUGGGCGCCUGACCUUAACUAUUACUUGAGUCUGGUCAACCGAAUGGUGGACACGAUGACAGGCAAUUCUCAUUUCCCAACUACCGACUGGCGGUUUAACGAGUACCCGAAUCCGUCGGCGCACGCGCUGUACGUGACAUGUGUGGAGCUUAUGUCACUGCCUCUCGCGCCUAACUUCGUGGGAAACAGCCUCUUAGACGUCAUCACCAAAGGAUUCGUCGUGAUUCCUCCCACAAAAAUCCAGCUGUGGAUCAACGCAAUCGGCCUCAUCAUGGCCGCCCUUCCAGACCCGUACUGGACAGUCUUGCAUGAUCGUAUACUCGAGUUGACUACACAAAAUGACAUGGUCGAGUGGCCAUUCCCCCACACGCCGUUCCAAUUGUUCAAUCUGACGACGACCAACGACGCCAUGUUAGAGAACAGAUACAGUUUAACGCUAGCGCUUGCUCACGCCAUUUGGUACCAUGCGGGAGCAGGGCAAAUCAUGCAAGUUCCACAGUUCGUGAAAGAGAAGCUAUCCCCUGAGAUCCGCACGGAGGUGCAGCUAUUAUUCCUGUGCCACCUGGUGGGCCCGUUCCUGCAGCGGUUCAACUCGGACCUGUCGCGGGCUGUCAUGGACAUCACAGUGGCGCUGUAUGAACUGCUCGCGCAAAUCGACAAGGCGCAGCCGCAUCUGCAGUACAUCGACCCGAUAUGCGAUCUGCUUUAUCACAUAAAAUACAUGUUCGUCGGCGACACACUGAAGAACGAAGUCGAAAGCGUGAUCCGCAAGCUGCGGCCGGCGCUUCAGAUGCGUCUGCGCUUCAUCACGCACCUCAACGUGGAACAGAUCAACACGGCCUAGCACAGCGACUACUACAGCUACACGCCGUCCAGCUCGAGCUCCAGCUCCGAGUGACUGUGCAGCUGUAGUCUGCCCAUUACUGACACAUCACUAUCCAUUGAGACUAACGCCCGUAUUCACAAACAUUACUAUGAGGUCUCACAGUGCGCGUGGACGCACAGGAUGGCACAUGAACCAAUCACAAAGCUUUAUUCAACGCUGUGCGUUCGAUUUCCUGCUUCAAUUAAGCAAGCAUCGUUUGUGAAUACGGGUUUAAGUCACGUCUGUAGAACACCGCCCACGCUUCAGAUGCGUCUGCGCUUUAUCACGCACCUCAAAGUGAAUCAGAUCAAGAGUAUCAACACGUCACGGAACUGAAACAUAAGGCGCAUGGAGUGGGUUGGUCUUUGCUAUAUCUUGUCUAUUAGCUGGUCAGCACCGAACCAUUAUUUCGUGAAAGUAUAAAACAAUGCACGGCCAGAAUUGAUCGGCUCCACAGUUUCAAAGUCGACGCGCAAAGGACUAAGGCUAUUAUUGACAUAGGUUGUGAUCUGCCUCACAUACAAAAAACUAAUACUGUAUCUAAAACAAUGGAGAAGUUUCCAAUUUUUUUCUAGAAAAAGAACACUUUGACAUUAGAGUGUCAUUCUCGACAAUGCGUCAGGGGUGGUAAGCAUUGCAAAACUUGAACAGGUGGCGUGGCGUCACGGCACCGCCUAUGUUUGAGUUCCAUGCGAAAAUAUGUAGGUAAUUUAAAUAAUUAAUUUCUCAGCCAUUUCUUGAUGGAUUAAAAAAAUAACUUCACCGGCUUUUUAGUUUUGAUCUAUAUUUUAAGCCUAUUCAGUGAAACAUUAUGUUUUCAACAUCACGAAACUUCUCCAAAUAGAUUUUCAAUCAUAUUGUAACUACGUGACAAAAUCAAGCAAUACAGAAGUGUAUACUCAAGUAAUAGGAAUAUCGUAUAAUUAAUUUGUACUUCUACAAAUGUUACUAAAAUAUCUACUACCUGCUAUAACUGUUUAGUAUUAUCCUUCUUGGUGUUUGACCUCUGAAGAGUAUAUUUACCUAAUGUAGUAACGAUUCUGUAUUUACAUAAAGUAUUUAAUUUACUAUUUUUCACCUAAAGGUACAACAACAUAUUAAGCCAUUUUGUAUUUAGGGUUCGUACCCGAUAGCUUAAGCUUGUUAUGGUAUUUAUUAUUUAAGAAGUCGAGAAUCCCGACUAAAAAAGUAAUACAUAAAUAAGGUCUUCUUUAUUGCUCAAAAUAUUGAAGUCCAUGUUUCGUAUAAAGGAUACCCCAAAUUAUUUGAGACGUAUUUACCAAAUAAAGAAAUAAAGUCGUUUAUUCGUUUUGUGUACAACAACCAGUCGGGGUACAUUUAAACGAAUAAGGAGCAAAUAAUAAAAGCUACAAUAUGGACUAAUUAGGUACUAAAGAAACAACAAAUAAUAUAGUUAAUUUCAAAAAAGAUAGUUAACUUCAUAGUUAAUUUUAUUGUGAUUAUGCAAGACACUGUUCUCAGUAUUUCAGUACUGCGAUAAAUCUACCGGACAAUUUGAUGUUGAUUAGGCUAGCAUUCCCCUAACCUUUUGACGAUAGACAAGCUUCCAACCGAGUACCAAAUAUUAUGGUUUCUUUGAGUGGAAAGCUUGGACUUUUUAUAUUUAAGUUCUUUAUUGCAAUUAGGUAGGAGAAUGACUUUUUUCUUCUCCAUCUGCCUUGAAAUUUUUAGCUUGCCUUGAAAUAUCUUAUUUCACGUUGGUUUAAACUAGGUCGAAAAGAUUCUUAUAGCAUAGUUUUACCGACUUCGUCACAUGAAAAUGUCUGUUAAUGUUUAACCGAAACUACAUCAGGUGGAAAAAAUAUAUUUAUUGUAAUUAAAUUAAAAUAAAUAAUAAUGUAAAUAUUUUGGAAUUGAUUUUGUUAGUUCAUUAGCAAGAGUUUCAUGUGUAGUUAAGAUGCUUAAAUUAUAAGCUCAUAAGACUCAAGAUAUACAUCAGUUAUAAAGAAAAAUUUUAGGGUAAGUAGUAUUCUUACAAAUAUCAGAAAGCAAUGCAAUAAAUGUAAAUCACAAAUUUAUUAUAGCGUAUACUAAUUUAGUAAGAUGACUGGUUUAUCAUUAGGAAUGUAUCUACAUAAAUAAUAUUUUUUAUCAAAGUUCCCUUGAGGACGAAAGUUCCACAAUGCGAUGAAAGCAAUAGAAGAGCCUCUAGAAUUAUACUAUAUAUUUAAGUAAUAUAAGAUAGAAAAUAUAUAUAAUUAUAACUUGGACCUCAUAUUUUUACUAAAACUGAUGAAUAUCUAUAUCGUUGUAUGUCUUAAGUUGUACAUUUUUACACGCUUGUAAGGCUCGUCGUUUUAACAGAUCUGUAGCUCUACUAAUGUUGUAUGAUAAGAAUGUUUAAAUUAUUGUAAUAAUAAGCAAUUUCGAUAAGGUUGAGUGUAGUUGACAAGAAUUGGAAAAUAAAAAUAAUAACAUGGCAAAACUAUUUUGAAUGCAAGAAUACAAUGAAUAGUCUGAUUCUGAAUGAUAAUUUAAAACGUGAGUAAUUUGUGAAUGGUUUUGCGCACGGUUGCGCAGCCCCGUGGCUAUUUACAUAGGUAGAGUUUUUUGUACCGACACGGCACCAUAUUAUAGGAAACCGAGUCGCCGUCCAGUGGAAGCAACUGGACACAAAAAAGCGUCUACGUUUGCGUAGAGAGUGGUGGAUUUCAUGUUGAUUAUAAUAUAAAAAAAUAUAUUCACCAGUGGCUUGUAUACCACAAAAAUUGUCUAAUUUUAUAGCUUUAAUUGGCUAAGGUAAUGCUCGGCGCGGAAGUCACAAUGCGGACCGUCCAUAUAACACUGAAAUGAAUGAAAGUAUAGCAAUAGCACUAGCUAGACUACAUAUUUUUGUUGCAACAUAGCCUGUAUUUCAACGAUAUCAAGAUCUCACUGGGACAUUCGAGAUUGGGAUAGUAGAAUGCAAUAAAUGAGAUUCAAAGUGAUGGUAUUAUUAAUCGCUAAAUAGUAUUAUUGUAUCAAAACAGUAUGAUUUAAUGUUAAUUAUGUGUGUGAUAACAUUAUUAAUAAUAUGUACGUACACUCGGCGUCAAAUAAAUCGCACCUCCCGCGACAAGCACUUUUCAAACGUAUGCAUCCCCACGUCCCAUCAAUAUUGGUACCAUUUGAAAGCCUAGUUCUAAACUUGAUUUCAUUAAAGGAAAGGUUUUUACCCCAAAAAUGUGUCUUUAGAAGGAUCCAGUCUCUUCGACAGGUAGUUACGCUUGAGACAACUUUUAUGGCUAUAAAACUGCUAAAUUGGGAUUAAUCGCUAUCCAUCUGAAGAGGACACGUGAGAUCAUUAUUUGGUUUUAUAACAACAAAAACUGGUCUACUUGGUCCCAGAGGUGAGCCCCAAGUGAGGCCUUUUUUCAAGUCACAUUUAUGGUACCUCUUAAUCUAUCUAUAUCUAUACUUUAUAAUAAAUCUGUAGAAAGGUCAAUUCUGUACAUGAAAUAUAUUUUCAAAAUAACUAUCAGGGGGUGAUUAGUGAUCGAUACUGAUGCCAAAAAUGCAAUCAGUAAAAUUUUUGUCUGUCUGUCUGUCUGUCUGUCUGUCCGUCUGUAUGUUCCUUAUAGAAACAAAAACUAUUCGACGGAUUUUAACGAAACUUGGUACAAUUAUUCUUCAUACUCCUGGGCAGGUUAUAGUAUACUUAGGAAUUCCCACGGGAACAGGAAUUAGCGGGAAAAUCCUUUUGUAUAAAAAAUCUAAACCGCUUAAGUUGGACGCUUGAAAUUUGGCAUGCAGGUACCUUAGUAAACUUAAAGCUUAGUUACAACAGGAUAUUGCAAAAUUCCCACGGGAACGGGAGUUAGCGGGAAAAAACAUUUGUAUGAAAAAAUCUAAACCGCGUAAGAUAGAUGCAGGGGGUAAAACGGGAUCCACGCGUACGAAGUCGCGGGCGGCCGCUAGUCUAUAAUAUAAAAAUGAAUCGCAAAAUGUGUUGGUAAGCGCAUAACUCAACAAAGCCUGGUCCAAUUUUACCAAUUCUUUUUUUAAUGUUCGUUGAAGUCCAAGGAUGAUUUUUACGGCAAGAAAAAUUCGAAUAUUUCCGGGUAAACCCCGGGCAAAGACGCGGGCGGAAUGCUAAAAUUCGAAUAAUUACCGGGAAAAUCCUAAAAACAGCCCUUUUCUUUUUUCCAUACAAACGUUUUCACGCGGGUGAAGCCGCGGGCAAGAGCUAGUUGUUUAUAAAAAAAAAGUGUGUUUUUCUUUAAGUUUAUUUAUUGGGCUUUUUAUUUAACACCAAUAUUGUUGGGGCACCAUGAUUACCUAUGUCGGAAGAAAAUCUUUAAAGUUCACGUCGCGGAAGGUGCGAUUUAUUUGAUGUUGAGUGUAUUUAUUGUUAUUUUUCAUGUUUGUUAAUUAGUAAAUUACCUUUAAUUAUAUCCCCCGUUUUUUUUCUUAGCAAUAUAACAACUUGUUGAAUAUUUACGAUUAUUAUGAAUUCGAGCUGCGCAUUGCCUUAGUUAGAUCAAUUGAUUUUGUGACAUAUUUUGGGUUUUACUUAGGACCAGAGUAUUUGUCUAAAAUAUUGUAAUAUUAUAAAGGAUUUGCCACACUGGAUGCGGUCUGUGGUCAGGUCAAAGCAAUCAUACAUGAUGCGGGCUGCAGUUACUUUGACCUAACCGCAAACCGCAUCUAGUGUGACAAAUCCUUUACGCUACUUUGCAUUUAGUUGUUUGUACUCUAGAUGCAAUACAAAUAAAAAAUAAGAAGUGAUAUUCUAAGGAAAUAUAAAUUGGAUUGUUGACACCAUUUACCAAAUAAGUUUAAGGCAGAAUGUAAAAAAACACUUAAUUGUAGCCCUGGGCUUAAGAACAAGUCAAUUUAUUACUUGUCUUUUGUCAUCAUCGCGUCUUCACAUUAAAUGCAUCACAAUACACAAUGUUAGCUACAUUUAAAAAUAAGGGUGUCAUUUUACUUGAUAGAAAUCUUUGAAUAAUUUUACUUAUGUAAGGGACAGCUCCGUAAUAAUGUUAACUAUCCUAUAUUUUUAAACUAGCGGCCGCCCGCGACAUCGUACGCGUGGACCUCGUUUUACCCCUUCGUAAAAUCUGUUGUUUGAUAUCAUGUUGAUAGAUGGCGUUUCACGGCUUCCCCCGCAGAAUAUUUGCGAACGUCAAAAACAGUAGUUUGCCCAGCGCUGUAGAUUUUAACCAAUGACGAUAGAUGGCGCUUUUUAGACACGUCUUAUUUUUUUUAUUGAAAUUUAUUUGUCACAUAUCGUCAUAAAUUAUAGCCUAUAUGUUAAUCUGGGUUAUGAACAAUAAUACUGUAAAAUUUCAACAAAACCGUUCUGUAGUUUUUGCGUGAAAGAGUAACAAACAUUCAGACAUCAUGACAUCCAGACAUCCAAACUUUCGCAUUUAUAAUAUUAAUAGAAUAGUAGAAUUAAUAGUAUAGGAUAGUAGGAUUAAUUUUUAAUUUUGUAAAAUCCUAAAUCUUGCCGUUUUCGAGUAAUUUCAAAUUACUCGAAACGGUAAGAUUUAGGAUAAGGUGUUUCAUAAUCAAAUCAGUCAGAAACGAUGUAAACUACACGCCCUUAACGGGAAUAGGUGGACUUAACCUGUAACCCUGUAUGUAUAAUUGUAUAAUUAUUUUUAUGGAAUUCAGGAUAAUGUUUUUUAAUAGUUUUGCCAAGCUGUCCUUUACAUUAUGUACGUAAUUUAUUGCUCAUCACGUUAAAGAAUUAAUUAAGUAAAUAUUUGUAUAAUAAUUUGGAUUUUUCGCAGAGUGUUCUUUAAUAUUUUAGAACUUUAUAUUCUUAGUUAUAAGAAUAAUAUUUCAGACUGGCAAGAAUCAUAUUAUACUAUGGUUAUUUACAUGUUUUACUUAUACAUUAUAGCUCUACUUAACUAAUUAAUUAUAUAGAAUACAAUAGACUUAUUUCGCGACAACGACUCGAAACUUAGUUAAUUACAGAUAACAAGACGACAAUGCGCGGAACUCGAAGCAGGCAGUGUAAAUUAUUUCCAUUCAAAUUUUCAUCACGAAUGCUAUUACUAUGCGUUCUAGGGAAAAUAAUAAAAGCUAGUAGGUACUUUAGUUCAGCAGGGCUACUUUAUGUUUUAGGAUUUACCAUUCCUCUCACUCAUCGACACUGGCAUCAUGAGUGACUGUGAAAAGUAGACCCGAAAAAGCAGAAACUGUGUUAAGCUCUGCUCUUUAUGUGACUCUUAGACAGUGGCAAAUAUUGUGUCAUACAUAAUUUUUUUUUGGGAUGGACUUUCCCGCUGAAGCGCGCAGGGCGCCACGCAGUGAUUCUGCCAAUGUCAAGUAGUUAGAGCAGUGGUUCUUAACCGGUGGUCCGCGGACCACUGGUGGUCCCUGGAGGCAUUCCAAGUGGUCCACGAAGUGCACACCUUGGUCAAAACCACUUAACUGAUUUUUGCAGUCAAACUGGUUUACUUUUGACCGAUUAUGAUUAUGAGGUGGUCCCUGACAAGACAGAAAUUUGGUAAAAUGGUCCCUCAUGACUUAAAGGUUAAGAACCACUGAGUUAGAGAGAUACAUGUGACUUUUGAAUAUUGGCCGGUAUUUAUUAUGUGGGUAUCUCGAGAACAUAAUAAAAUUGUUCAGAGUCUUCAACAUAAAAUUCGCUACCUAAAACAAAACAACACAUUGCAAACGUAGGUACAUCACAAACAAAGUUAUUGGGAAAGGGGAAGUUAAAAUUUAAUGUUAUACCUACAUAAAUUAUUUUAUAGAGUUUCGAUAUAAAGUGUCAAAACGUGCCUGUGCGUCAUCACAGAAAAGGUAAAUUAAGUGCAUAUUUAUCUCUUAAAAGUUCAUAGCUUGCUUUGACUUCCGCUACAAGCGUUUGUUUUGCAUGAAAGUGACCUCAGGCAGGAAUACUACAUUUACAAUGAUAAUCAUGCAUCAUACUAUGACAUCACCAGAGGUGUCAAAUCUACAGUCAAACCACUUCCAGUGUUCAUUUUGCGAAAGUCAAUCAAAUAUAUGUCAUUCGUAAUAACUCCUACUCUUAUUAAUAAUUCCAUACAUCCCUAUUAUUACUAAUAAUAAACUUCUAUUGGCCACUGGAAUCUUGGGGAAUUUGACACCUAUGGAGCUAUUUUGGAAAAUGAAUGGCAACCGUUCUCUACGCUUGUACUCGUAAUAAACGUAGUCCUAGAUUAUGUUACGAUCAUUGAUUUGGGCAUUUUAGCCCCAAUUUGAAUGUUUAUACAGGGUGACUGGAAUUUAGUGGCGGAGCCGUUAAGGGGAGGUAGUCUAGGGUUGUUCUGGCAGAUAUCACUAUGAGACCUACCGUCCUUAUUUAUGUUUUUGUUUAGCAGUUUUUGCAUAAAACAAUGACAUCUACGAAGAUUUAACAAUUGAUAUUUACUUAGAAUAAUAUCUUUGUUGCAAAACAAAACAAGGUAGGUCAAAAUCACAUUUUUUUAGGAUUUAUUACUUUUUUGAAAAUUUGAAAUUUUUUUAUACGAUUUUUUGGUUACACUCUUUAAGUAGGAAUUUCUUGUAAAGGAUUAGAAAUGGUGAGUCUCAUACUGAUAUCUGUCAGAAUAACCCUAGACUAGGUAGUCUAGGGUUUCAUUCCCUUAACGGAUGCUCCACAAAUUUCUAGUCACCCUGUAUACAAGAAUAAAUAUUGUCUUCUUCGAAAUAAAUAUACAGGGUGUUUGGCGGGAGGUUAGACAAACUUCGUGAGUGUAUAGGUAAGGUCAUUUUAAGAAUACCUAGUUCGCCCAUAAGUGAGCUACUUUUUUUUUAGGGUUAAAUGGGCGAACUUGUAUUCUUAAAAUGAUCUUACAAGUUACACCCACGAAGUUUGUCUAACCUUCCAAGAAACACCCUGUAUAUACCUGUAUACUUCCGGAUACGAAACUAUGCAACUGAAGUGAGAAUAUAUUUUUAAACAAAUUUAUUUUGUAUCAUAAUUAUAAUUAAUUAUGUAAGUAUUGUAAUACAUAAUAAUAAAACCUAUUUUCUCUCAA
Ostrinia nubilalis (European corn borer) is the source of this 12281-nucleotide messenger RNA. RefSeq names its product mediator of RNA polymerase II transcription subunit 23 (gene MED23). Gene Ontology annotation, biological process: positive regulation of gene expression; regulation of transcription by RNA polymerase II. Gene Ontology annotation, cellular component: transcription regulator complex; mediator complex. Lineage: Eukaryota; Metazoa; Arthropoda; Insecta; Lepidoptera; Crambidae. Bases 283 to 4293 code for a protein of 1336 amino acids. The record is from RefSeq and is a predicted model, not a curated record. The transcript is spliced from 16 exons.